Capsella rubella is the source of this 1563-nucleotide messenger RNA. RefSeq names its product protein WHAT'S THIS FACTOR 1 homolog. Lineage: Eukaryota; Viridiplantae; Streptophyta; Magnoliopsida; Brassicales; Brassicaceae. Bases 116 to 1327 code for a protein of 403 amino acids. Gene Ontology annotation, molecular function: RNA binding. The transcript has a single exon. The record is from RefSeq and is a predicted model, not a curated record.
GCGUGGUGGGAACUUCCUUUUGUCGCGCGUGAGUUUUCCGGGGUUUGUUUAAAGUCCAUCUGAGUUUCAGUACCUGAAGAACCCUAAUUUUGUUUGGCUGAAAUCGGAAUCAGGAAUGGUGUUGACAAGGAUUUCUUUAUACGAAAUCGUGAAAUCCCUGAAAAAAGCCGAGGAAGGUAGUAUAGGGCGUCAAACAAGAUGGAUCUCGAGCUUGAAAGUGGUAUGGAAGAAAGACACGAGGCUAGACGAAGCAAUCGAGAAAGACAAGCGUUACAAGCAGUGUGCUCGGGUGGUGAAAGAAGUGCUGAACGAACCUGGUCAGGUCAUUCCUCUCAGAUACCUUGAGAAACGCCGCGAGAGGUUACGCCUCACUUUCAAAGCUAAGAGCUUCGUUGAUAUGAACCCUUGUCUGUUCGAGAUUUACUACGACCGGAUCAAACCCAAGUCGGAGCCCGUUCAGUUCAUCCGCCCCACGCCUCGUCUCAGGGCUUUCCUCGUCGAUGAAGAGAGGAUUUACGCGGAGAAUGAGCCCUUGCUCGUUUCCAAGCUCUGCAGAUUGCUGAUGAUGGCCAAAGAUCAUGUUAUCUGUGCGGAUAAGCUUGUUCAUGUCAAGCGAGAUUUUGGAUUCCCCAAUGAUUUUCUGGUGAAACUGGUUCCUAAGUACCCUAAUUAUUUCAGGCUAAUUGGUUCACCUGAACAAGGUAAGUCCUUUCUCGAGCUCGUCUCUUGGAACCCUGAUCUCGCCAAAUCCACGAUUCAGCUGAGAGCACAAGACGAGACCCUUAAAACCGGUGUCCGGGUUCGACCCAAUUUCAAUGUGAAGCUGCCGUCCGGGUUUUUCCUUAGGAAGGAGAUGAGAGAGUGGACUAGGGACUGGUUAGAGCAAGACUACAUUUCACCAUACGAAGAUGUGUCUCAUUUAGACCAAGCCUCCAAGGAAAUGGAGAAACGAACUGUUGGUGUUGUCCACGAACUGCUCUCUCUGUCUCUUCUGAAGAGGGUCCCUGUCCCUACACUUGGCAAGUUCUGCGAUGAAUUCAGGUUUUCAAACGCCUUCUCGACUGUUUUCACUCGCCAUUCAGGUAUUUUCUACUUGUCACUUAAAGGAGGGAUCAAGACUGCUGUGUUGAGAGAAGCUUAUAAAGACGAUGAGCUUGUUGAUAGAGAUCCUUUGCUUGCUAUUAAGGACAAGUUCCUGAGGUUAUUGGAGGAUGGAUGGCAAGAAAGGAAAGAUAGACUGAAACAACACAGGGAACAAGUUCAGAAAGAUAGGGACUUGUUGUUAGCAGCGGAAAGCAAUGAGCCCAUAGAGCGUCUCUGUGACUAGCUAACAUUCAACCCUCUGGGCUGUCCUCUGUUUUUCCUUUAUAUCUAGCCUUACUUCUUGGCCGUUAGGUUGGAUGAUCAACUUUGUCAGUUUUGGUUAUUUAGAGCAAAGAAAUCAGUGUUAUUCGUCUGUUUCAAUCGCAGUCUUGAAUUCAAUCGCUUGUUUCCUCUCCCUCUCAAGGAGUGGAUCGCAGUUAGAACGGUUUCAGUGACCACCAAAUAUGAUACAUAUUCACA